UAGCAGGCUGUUCCUCGCUCAGGCUAACUCGCUCACGGCUUUGGUUCGGGAUGGAAACUCGUGGUACCGCGCGGCGUCAUCGCAUCUCUCGUGCGCUCAGCUUCAAGAGUGGUCUGUCUCUCUGGCUGGUGCUAUGGCUGGUGGCAUGUCACUGUGCUCCAGGGAGAGCAUGCCCAAGGCUGUGUGUGUGCUACCACAUGCCCAUGACCGUCAGCUGCCAGUCUCAGAACUUCACCUCUGUCCCGGCUGGCGUGCCCUAUGACUCCCAGCGUGUCUUCUUGCAGAACAACCGUAUCACCGAGCUCAGAGCUGACUCCUUUGGCUUUGAGACACAGGUCCUUUGGCUGUAUUCGAACAACAUCUCAUGGAUCGAAGCAGGUGCCUUCAGUAACCUGCGUGUGCUAGAAGAGCUGGAUCUUGGGGACAACCCAACCUUACGGCAAGUGGAUGGCGGUGCGUUCCGGGGCCUUGAGAGGCUACAGAGCCUGCACAUGCACCGGUGUGGCCUGACCGAGCUGCCUGCAGAUGUGUUCCACAAGCUUUACAGUUUGCAGUUCCUCUACCUGCAGGAGAACCAGCUGAACCACCUGCCUGAUGGCGUGUUCUCUGACCUGGUCAACCUCACACACCUGUUUCUGCAUGGCAACCGUCUUCGCGUUGUUUCUGAGAACGCCUUCCGUGGCCUGGUAAACCUUGACCGGCUGCUGCUGCAUGACAACCGCAUCCGACAGGUGCACCGCCGUGCCUUCCGUGAUCUUGGCCGCCUCACCAUCCUCUACCUGUUCAACAAUGUGCUGCGCGAACUUCCUGGUCAGACGCUCAAGGACACAACGGGCUUGCAGUUCCUGCGUCUCAACGACAACCCCUGGGCAUGUGGCUGCGAGGCACGCUCGCUCUGGCAGUGGUUCCGUGACGCACGUGUUUCCAGCUCUGAGCUGGUCUGCACCUCACCUUCAGCACGCCAGGGCCAGGACCUGCGCUUCCUGCGUGAGCUCGACUUUGCCACCUGCCCACUGCCUGAUCCCGGUUCUUUGACUGGUACAACUACCACCACCUUCAGCACCAAGACACGCUGGUGGUUCUCCAAGAACAAACCAGCAGCCUCAGCCAAGGGCGUUUACCAGAAGACCGCCGAGCUGCCCAAGGCCUUUCCCUUCUCCUCUGUGAAGAACGCCCAUUCUGCAGCAGUCGCAGCAGCUGCAGCUUCAGCAUCGAAGUAUGAGCUGAUGCCGGAGGAGGCUGCCUUGCCGAAACUUGAGCCUGAAGAGUACUGGGCCAACUACGGCAAUGAAGAUGCAACCUCAGUCCGUUGCUUUGAGCUCGAUUGCGACGACUCACAGAGCCUCCCUUCCUCUUCUUCUGCUCCUCCAUCGUUUAUCUAUCUCCUCUCUCUCUCUGUUCUGGCUCUCUCACUUCACUUGCUGUUUGGCUGAGUGGACUGUAUUAAUUUCUUCUCUUUUCUUCUUUUGCCCUUUUUUCUGUAUUUGGCCCCUGAUGCCUUGAUGGGGUCUGAUGCUGAGAGGCACACAACAGCAGCUGGAAAGAUCUCAAGAAUGGCAAAGAUGGCACACACACACACAUAGACACAUAUAUAGAUGCUCACAUACACAAGUGUGAAUGCAGAUAAACACGCUUAGAAAAACAUUUGGUGCUGCUUGGUGUCAUUUAUGAGGCAGAGUUAAGAGUGUUGCCUGGACUGCAAGUCUCAGGAGCCCUUGCAGCAUUACACUGGGCACUCUGCUUCUGCAGUCAGUGACACAAAAACAGAUGGCGAGAUAGACAGAGCUAGACAGAAAGUAAAUGGUAGUAAAGCAUGAUGAGGGGUCCAACAAAACAAUAACUCUGCAGUCUGAGAACAUAAAUAACCUGAACAGCUGUAAAUACGCACUUCCACCUUUUCGCAUGAAGUGUCUCGUAAACAACUGGAACAGGAAUGCUAGUCACACUUGACUGUGCACACAUUUUUCCCUUCUUUUUCUUGUCUGUACACUUGAUUUCACAAUCCAUAAUGAGAACCGCAAAAUGGAAAGAUGGAUUCUGCAUCCACGUGUCUUUAUUUAUUUCAGGAGUUUGAGUUUUAA
Molecule: messenger RNA, 2081 nt
Organism: Neoarius graeffei (lesser salmon catfish)
Lineage: Eukaryota; Metazoa; Chordata; Actinopteri; Siluriformes; Ariidae
Gene: rtn4rl2b
Product: reticulon 4 receptor-like 2b
Exons: 3
Coding region: 51-1433 (460 amino acids)
Cellular component (GO): plasma membrane
Molecular function (GO): protein binding
Source: RefSeq, a predicted model, not a curated record